Messenger RNA from Fusarium poae, 1737 nucleotides. RefSeq lists its product as uncharacterized. Gene Ontology annotation, biological process: protein polyubiquitination. Bases 1 to 1737 code for a protein of 578 amino acids. Gene Ontology annotation, molecular function: metal ion binding; ubiquitin protein ligase activity. The record is from RefSeq and is a predicted model, not a curated record. Lineage: Eukaryota; Fungi; Ascomycota; Sordariomycetes; Hypocreales; Nectriaceae. The transcript has 3 exons.
AUGCCUGAAUACCGCCACGCAAGGAGCGGUAGCCUCAACGUUGCCAACGGCGGCUCACAGUCAAACCCUCCUCUAUCUUCUGCUUCUUCUGCCGCUGGUGGUGCUGCUCCCCGCUUCGAUGGACCCCGAAGCCCUCCGAACACCUCUCAUGUUCCUUGCAAGUUCUUUCGUCAAGGUGCUUGCCAGGCUGGCAAUGCCUGUCCCUUCAGUCAUGACUUGAGCAAUGCUGCCGAAAACGUCUGCAAAUACUUUGCAAAGGGAAACUGCAAAUUCGGUCCUAAAUGUGCAAACAUUCAUAUUCUUCCCGACGGCCGACGAAUCAACUAUGGAAAGAAUGGCGUCACGAUAGGCAAUACUUCCGCUCUCGCCGGUCGCUCUAACCCCACCUCCGCAAGCAACAAUCAAUCCUCCACCAGCGCCCUCACCACCUCGCUCUAUCGCGCCGACGUUCCUUCAUACGCUUCCGCUUAUCCCUACGAUGAACAAGACCAACACUCUCUCGGUCGCCAGCCAAGUCUCGAGAAUGGCCUACCCACCAUCGACAUGUCCUAUACUGGGUCCAAUUACGGGUCUCCCCGAGACGAAGAGUCCCUGCGCUUUGGCAUGGGACUCUCUCCUGUUAACAACAAAGGUCUCUCCGUUCUAGAUGCUCCCCUUCCAGCUUCGUUCGAUUCCAAUGGCAUCUCGAAUGCCGCCCGCUUCCCUGCUGGUCCAUGGCCCUCGUCCGUGCCCAACCAAUUCGGCAUCGAAUCGCCGACUCCUUCGCUCAGCAAUGCCAAGGACUCGCGUACUUCUGAGACUCUCAAACUGUUACAUACCUCAGCUUUCGGUUCGUCGGAUCACCUCCUGGCCCCUCUGGAUAGAAGUCCUCCUAACUCUCAUAAAGCCAACGGGGAAGAAUACUUUGGCAGGCGAGCUAUGCACUCGUCUCGCUACACCAAGCCCCGGAUGCUCAGUUCCAGCAUGCCUAAGACGUCUGUUGACCGAGACUGGGAGCCUGGUUUUGCCUUUGGCGAUGACGACGAUAACCUUCCCGAGAACUACGUUCCCGAAAACCUACAAGACCUCCUUACGCCCGUCGAAAAGGCCCGACGUGGCUCUAUGCGCGCUGACGGAGAUGGCGACGGCUUGAGCAAGUACGGCAGUCCCAUUGGAACCAGCCCCAGCCGAUGGGGUCCCAUGUUCCAGCGACAAAAGGAGGAGGAAGAAACCUCUCGAUCACUCCGGGGUGUCUCGGCUUUUGGCCAUGUGGGUAGCCCACUCCGAAACUCUGUUCUGUCGCAAGAGAUGGGAGGUACAAACGGUUUCAACCGCCCAUCGUCUUUGCGAUCUGGUAGUGACGGCAUGUCUAUGCUUUCCCAGCAACUUCAGCGAAGCCGUCUUGACGAUAAUACGAGCAACUCCCCUCUUCUUCACCCCUCAACUGCCCGGGCUGGUACCACUGCUAGCGCCAUUAGCCCCAUGAGCCCAAUCGGCAAGGAACGUGAGCGCAUUGAGCGUCAUGUGUCCACUGGUAGCAUCAGCUCGUCCAUGAACGGUCGAUUCACCACUCCCAUCAACGAGGACGAUGAGAUGUUCCACAUGGAGGGCAUGGAAGACGACGGCGAUUCUGCAAUCAAGUCACCUAAGAGGACCGCAGCUGGCCUCGCCGGCAUGAACGUCUGGGGCAGCUAUGCCUCCGUCGCUGGCAAGUCCAACACCAACGGAACCAAGGGAGUUCCUGUCAGCGGCCGAUAA